AUGGUGUUGGUCCUUUUUGAGACGGCCGUAGGCUUCUGCCUGUUCUCACUCUCGGAUGAGGCAAAGGUCAAUUCUCCGAAUCUGUAUAAGCACUUUGAAAAUGAAACAGAGGCAAAUCGUCUCCUGCAGCUGUCGGCCAUCCAUCGAUUCCAGAGCACGGUCGAGGCUGUUGAGGGAGUGACUGCAACCAAUGAGGGGAAACUUAGCAAGGGUUUGAAGCAAUUCUUGACGUCAGAGAUCCUAGAGAAAGGCGGAUCCACAGGCGCAAAGGGUGCCUCGGCAGAGAAGUUGAUUGUAUCCGAGCCUAAGCUCGCUUCUGCUAUUAACAAGAAGCUGGGCAUCCAGGUCACAUCCGAGUCGAGUCUUAUGGACCUUUACCGCGGCAUCCGCGAGAACCUGGCGUCACUACUCUCGUCAGGCUCGCCUGAGGCUGGCGCUUUGGAUCCUCGAGACCUCAACACCAUGAGCCUUGGUUUGUCGCACAGCUUGAGUCGGUAUAAGCUCAAGUUCAGUCCUGAUAAAGUUGAUACCAUGGUUGUACAGGCUAUUGCAUUGCUUGAUGAUCUCGAUAAGGAGCUGAAUAUUUAUGCCAUGCGUGUCAAGGAAUGGUAUGGGUGGCACUUUCCAGAAAUGGGUAAGAUCAUCACCGACAACAUUGCUUAUGCCAAGGUUGUUCGCGCAGUGGGAUUCCGAACGAAUGCAUCGUCUUGCGAUCUGUCGGAGAUCUUGCCGGAGGAAGUUGAGCAGACACUGAAAGCAGCAGCUGAAAUCUCCAUGGGUACGGAAGUAAGUGACUCGGAUAUGGAGCACAUUUGGAGCUUGUGUGAACAGGUGGUCUCUAUCAGUGAAUACCGCGCGCAAUUGUACUCGUAUCUUUGUAACCGCAUGGCGGCCAUUGCACCUAAUUUGACGGCGCUCGUCGGCGAGCUCGUCGGUGCACGACUGAUCUCGCAUGCAGGCUCUAUUAUGAACUUGGCCAAGCAACCUGCCAGCACGAUCCAGAUUCUUGGCGCUGAGAAAGCACUUUUCCGUGCUUUGAAAACGAAACACGAUACGCCCAAAUACGGCCUGCUGUACCACUCUAGUCUCGUUGGUAUGGCGCCCCCGAAGAUGAAAGGCAAGAUGGCCCGCAUGGUAGCAACCAAGGCGGCACUUUCUACACGUCUUGAUGCUUUGGCCGAUGCCGACUCGAAGUCUGAUCUUUCAGCGCCCACCAUUGGUUCUGAAUCGCGUGCGAAGCUUGAGGCCCGUGCUCGUGGGCUGGAUUACGUCCAAACCAUGGCAGGGAUUCGGGCGAAUCGGGGCGCUGAUGCUGGUUCCAAGCAAAAGAGCUUCUCGAUGGAGGCUGGUGGUCGUGGCUACAAUGUUGGUGCCGAUGCACCGCCUGUUGUGACUGGCGUGGCGGACGAUGACGACGAUGAGGAAGAGAAAGAGGAGGAAGAGCAAGGUGAAGAAGAUGACGAACCGAAGGAAAAGAGCAAGAAGGACAAGAAGGACAAGAAAGAGAAGAAGAAGGAGAAGGAGGAGAAGAAGGAGAAGAAGGAAAAGAAGGCCAAGAAAGAGGAGAAGAAGUCGAAGCGGCCUGCAUCAGAUGCCGACGACAGCACAGAAGCCAGGAAGAAGAAGAAAAAGUCGAGUGAGUAA
Messenger RNA from Malassezia globosa CBS 7966, 1644 nucleotides. RefSeq lists its product as uncharacterized. Gene Ontology annotation, molecular function: snoRNA binding. Gene Ontology annotation, cellular component: box C/D methylation guide snoRNP complex; small-subunit processome. The coding region runs from base 1 to 1644 and encodes 547 amino acids. The transcript has a single exon. Lineage: Eukaryota; Fungi; Basidiomycota; Malasseziomycetes; Malasseziales; Malasseziaceae. The record is from RefSeq and is a predicted model, not a curated record.